This is a messenger RNA of Fimicolochytrium jonesii, 749 nucleotides long. RefSeq lists its product as uncharacterized. The transcript has a single exon. NCBI's taxonomy places the organism in Eukaryota, Fungi, Chytridiomycota, Chytridiomycetes, Spizellomycetales, Powellomycetaceae. The record is from RefSeq and is a predicted model, not a curated record. Bases 95 to 700 code for a protein of 201 amino acids.
ACGUGCCUUUGAAAGGGUGGUUUGAUCGUCGUUCCUAAUAAAGUCGGCGAUCAAAUGAGACGGCGAAACUGCUGAGGAAAGGAUAGUCGCUCAAAUGACGAUGCCAGCAAACGCCGAUGCGCCCAUCGCGACUGAAAGACGGAAACGGAAACGCGCGUCCGGAAACGGAAACGCACGCAAGGCAAAAGCGUGCCAGCGAAGCCGCAGCCGCAGCCGCCAUCAAUGUCGUGGGCAAAGCUCGUUGCGAAAAAAUCAAAAGAUGCCGGCCGCUCUCCAGCAAGUAGCCGACGGAUAUGUCGCAAAGUUCGGCUCAAAUGAGGAAGUCAUGGAUCUCCGGAUGGUGGGUGGAAAACUGGGCCGGUUGCCAAAACGCCAAGUCGUCCCUCUGGGUACCUUCCUCGACGAGAAGUUCGAAGACGCACGACUGGACAUUGUGCUCACGUUCUUGGAAUGGAUUUUCUCCGACGUGCGCGCCACGGAGCAGGACCAAUGGGAAAAGCAGAUUCUGGAUGAUGCCAGGUUCAAAUUCGAAGAUCCCAAGUGGGUCAAGAAUCUGAGCUUGGCGGAAUCAGCUGCUGCUUUCAGCCCCACUGACGUGAAGGAGAUUUGCCCGGCCACUCACCACGUCGUUUGCGCUACCCUUCCCGUAUUUGCGGGAGUUUGCUUCCCCAAGCAACUAGAGGGAAAGUACGACUCUUGAAUGCCACUUACUGUCCCAAUUUGUCCAUCCCCUGUUUCAAGAAGCAUUG